ACAUGAAGACAGAACUUGGGGUUAAAGACAACAACUCAUUAUAUUCCACAUAUUCCCUAUCCAUCACUUGCUUACAACAUUAUUACAAGCAUCAAAUUUUUAUAGUAAAGUGCAAUAGAGAUGUCUGGAGCAAUGACAUCAAUGGCCAGUCUACUUGGUUCUUCCAAUGCUGUCUUGGAAGGUAGUCUCCAGUUCAGUGGCUCCACUCGCUUAAGCUCAGCUGCUAGCUGCACCCGUGUGACCCUGGCUCCACCAGUGUUCAGUGUUAGAGCUCAGCAGAUGUCAUUUGACACCGAGACUAGUCGUCGCGCAGUCAUUGCUGUUGUUGCUGGUUUCGGUGUUGGCUCCUUUGCUAGAGAUGUGCUAGCUGCUGCGAAUUCGAUUAAAAUUGGACCACCUCCACCGCCAUCAGGCGGAUUGCCUGGAACUGACAACUCAGACGAGGCCAGGGACCUCGAUAAGCCACUGAAAAAGCGGUUUUACCUGCAACCAUUGCCGCCAGUAGAGGCAGCAGCGAGGGCUAAGGAUUCGGCCAAGGACAUUAUCAAUGUGAAGGAGCUCAUCGACAAGAAGGCCUGGCCUUAUGUGCAAAAUGAUCUGCGUUCCAAGGCAGAAUAUCUGCGCUAUGAUCUCAACACUGUUAUUUCUGCAAAGCCAAAAGACGAAAAGAAGUUACUCAAAGAACUCGCAGGAAAGCUCUUCCAAGUAAUUAAUGAAUUGGACUAUGCAGCCAAGACGAAGAGUACUCCUAAAGCAGAGAAGGCCUAUGCUGAAACCGUAACUGCACUUAAUGAUGUUCUUGCUAAGCUUGGUUAAAAAAGUUCUGGUAUUAUGAUACAAGCUUUGUUCUUACGAUUAACUGAAGCAUUUUUUUGUUGCUGUUCAAAAAGAAUCGAUCCAAAGAUCAUUAACAGGUUGUUAUACUGGAAAUUGUGAAAAAUAAGAAGACCCGUUGUUUGUCACUUGUACUUCUCUUGAUGUAUUCAGUAAUUGUUCAGUCUUUUGUUA
Molecule: messenger RNA, 1008 nt
Organism: Daucus carota subsp. sativus
Lineage: Eukaryota; Viridiplantae; Streptophyta; Magnoliopsida; Apiales; Apiaceae
Product: oxygen-evolving enhancer protein 3-1, chloroplastic
Exons: 3
Coding region: 121-816 (231 amino acids)
Biological process (GO): photosynthesis; photosynthetic electron transport chain
Cellular component (GO): photosystem II oxygen evolving complex; chloroplast; photosystem II
Molecular function (GO): calcium ion binding
Source: RefSeq, a predicted model, not a curated record